This is a messenger RNA of Sorex fumeus (smoky shrew), 1038 nucleotides long. RefSeq lists its product as uncharacterized. The coding region runs from base 1 to 1038 and encodes 345 amino acids. The record is from RefSeq and is a predicted model, not a curated record. Lineage: Eukaryota; Metazoa; Chordata; Mammalia; Eulipotyphla; Soricidae. Gene Ontology annotation, biological process: immune response; immunoglobulin production. The transcript is spliced from 9 exons.
AUGAAGGAAGCUGAAGAGACUCCAGAAUAUAGAGAAAUUGGGUAUCCACGGAUCCUUGUGAUGCCUCAGGAGGAACCCGCAAUGCCUGUGGAUCCAUUUGAAGCCAAGGUAGAUGAAGAAGAUUGCAUAGAAGAAUUGUUUCUUGAGGAGUUCAAUGACACAUCAGAGAUGUCCAGGGAUUUUAUGGUGAAUAAAGAAUAUGAUUCUUAUAAUGAUGUGCUUCAGGAAUGUGUCAACAACAGAGAGAAGUCACAGGUGGACUACGAUACUUUACCCCACCUCUACAGGGGAAGCAGGUAUAAGGAGAGCUUGGAGGCUGCUCCUGAGCUGAGGAUGUCUGACACAUCACAGGAUUGGGUUGUCUACACCAUGGCCUGGGUUCCUCUCCUGCUCACAUUUCUGACUCACUGCACAGGGGUCACCUCUCAGAAUGUGGUGAUUCAAGAAUCGUUACUGUCCACAAAUCCUGGGGGUACAGUUACACUCACCUGUGGCUCCAGUGCUGGGGCUGUCACCACCAAUAAUUAUGCUAGUUGGAUUCAACAGAAGCCCUACCAGAAGCCCAGGGGUCUAAUAGUUGAUACCAGUAAUAAGAAUCCAGAAGUUCCCGCCCGAUUCUCUGGCUCCCUGCUUGGAAACAAGGCAGUCCUCACCAUCACUGGAGCCAAAGAAGAGGACGAAGCUGAGUGUUUCUGUGUUCUGUGGUUCAGCAAUCAUUUCCACAAAUCGUCACUAGUCACAACUGCUGGAGGCACAGGUACACUCACAUGUGGCUCCAGUACCGGGGGGUUAGUGACUUCCAAUCACCUUGCUUGCUGGAUUCAACAGAAUCCCUACCAGAAACCCAGGGGUCUAAUAGCUGGAACCAGUAAUAGGCAUCCAGAUGUCCCUGCCAGAUUCUCUGGUUCCCUGCUUGGAAACAAGGCAGUCCUCACCAUCACUGGAGCCAAGGAAGAGGACGAAGCUGAGUAUUUCUGUGCUCUGUGGCUCAGCAACCAUUUCCACAGUGACAGAUGGAAGUGGGGAAGUGAGACAUGA